AUGAAUGAAGAGCUUCAAGCUCUUCAAGAGAAUUUCACAUGGGAUAUUGUCUCUUGUCCUCAUGAUGUCAAACCUAUAGGUUGCAAAUGGGUGUAUUCUGUGAAAUUAAAUUCUGAUGGAUCCCUUAGCCGUUACAAGGCUCGUUUGGUUGCUUUAGGAAACAAGCAGGAAUAUGGAAUUGAUUAUGAUGAGACAUUUGCAUCGGUUGCCAAAAUGACAAUUGUUCGCACGAUCAUCUAUAUAGCUGCUUCUAGUGGGUGGUCUCUUCAUCAAAUGGAUGUGAAGAAUGCUUUUCUUCAUGGUGACCUGACAUAA
This is a messenger RNA of Lathyrus oleraceus (garden pea), 315 nucleotides long. RefSeq lists its product as uncharacterized. The coding region runs from base 1 to 315 and encodes 104 amino acids. The record is from RefSeq and is a predicted model, not a curated record. The transcript has a single exon. Lineage: Eukaryota; Viridiplantae; Streptophyta; Magnoliopsida; Fabales; Fabaceae.